Molecule: messenger RNA, 2956 nt
Organism: Dendronephthya gigantea
Lineage: Eukaryota; Metazoa; Cnidaria; Anthozoa; Malacalcyonacea; Nephtheidae
Product: protein ABHD15-like
Exons: 6
Coding region: 956-2140 (394 amino acids)
Molecular function (GO): monoacylglycerol lipase activity; short-chain carboxylesterase activity
Source: RefSeq, a predicted model, not a curated record
CAAAACUUUUACGCCAGCUUGAGCCACACAGCAAAGCUGUGUUAGCCUCGCACAACACAAUCAACGAUUAAAAUAUAUAACUUCAAAUUUACCUUGGAAACUGGCCGAGAGCUUAAAGCCGUCACGAAUCGGCCGACUUGCAGGUGCACAAGGACAGAAAAACACUGCUGGUGAAACAUCAACAAUCUUAGCGGAGAAAAAUACAAAACAUUUGUCCCCACGUCAAUAGAUUAAAGGUCUCAUUUCUCAACCAGAAUAGCGGCUUCAACACAAAAGAAGAUUUCAAGUCCCGAGGAUAAAACCAGAAGGUCACACCGCUUUGCACCGCGGGACCUCAAUUCCUUUCAUUCGAGCGCCCUGGAUUACCAACAACGUUUAAAUCAGUUUUGAAUUGAAGAUCUUGGAUUAAAAUAAUUGGUCUGUAAGAUUCAUUGAUCUCAAUUGAAGCCAGCUUGUUGCCCUUGUUGUAGAUUUAUCUGUACGGGGUUAUCAAGAGUCAAGUCAAGAUAUCAGCUCAGACUGCUUGAUAAAAUGAUUCGCUCUUGCAACGCUUGAGGAACGCAUUGGCGUCGUACGGCCGUUGUUCAAACUGGAUGAGAAUUCUGGACGACUUCGCACUCGAAUUCAGACACAUCGAUACGGGCUGCGUCUGUCUGAGUUAACAGGAUUGCCAUUGUGUUAUUGAAAAGGCUAUUCCGGUUUCAAACCUUGCGUGACAACUGGCAAAAAGGCUGCUCGACUCACGGAGCGCAGAUUUCAGUCAGUGUGCGUUUGAAGGGAAUCUCCUGAGAGAAAACGGAAGUCACUCAAGUAUCCCUAUCGAUUACGAAACGGAAUUUUUCAAGCCUUCCAGCAAUGACAAUAAUGCUGUAAAUCUCAAGUCCUCAAUCAACACCGUACUUGUGCAUACAGUAGAUAACCUUGUUUAGGUUUCGGCCCAGCCGACGACUGCCCUAUGUUCUGUCUUAUACUGGCAAUAAUCGUUUUGGCCGUUAUUUUAUUACUAAAGCUCAAAUAUGACAACAAUGGCGCCGAAUUUAAAGGAGAAUUCUACCACAAGCAUUGCAGGCUUUCACAGUUCCUUCUUUCCAAAUGGACGAGCAUAGCGGAGCCAUAUAGACCAACAUUCUGGGCUUUAAAUGGCAACGUUCAAACGCUUUUGCAUCUGCUCUGGCCAAAAGCGCCGAUUCGCUGGCGAAGGGAGUAUUUGCAACUAGAGGAUCAAGGGGUUGUCGCAUUGGACUGGAUUUUAGCGGAUAAUGCUGGCGAUUAUGCGUUGAACCCGGCCAGUCCGGUGUUAGUUAUAAUACCCGGGCUGACCUGCGGUGUUCAUGAAGUCUCACCGUUAUGUCUCCAGGGUCAGAAGUGCGCCUUUCGCUGUGUGGUCUUCAACCGCCGCGGUCAUGGAGGAUCUGUGCUGACAACCGCCUGCUUGCAAAACCUGUGCGAGGGCAAAGAGCUGGACGAGGUUGUAUCCUACAUACAUUGCACUUUCCCUUGCGCGAAAAUCGUCGCGGUUGCGUAUUCGACGGGCGCUUCGAUAUUGCUUUCGUACUUGGAAGAGACCAGAAAGUCUCCUUUAUCCGGGGCUGUAUGCAUCUCACCUAGUUAUGAAAUGGAUAAGGGUUUGGAUCAUAGCCUACCGCCGAUUUACGAUUACAUAAUGACGAAACGCUUGGUGUGUCUCCUUCGGGAGAAUCCCGGGCUCUCGGGCGCGAUCGACUACGAACCAGCGCUUCGGAGUUCCACGAUGCGGGAGUUCUACGAGCGAGUUUACGAGCCCCUGAUGGGAAUGAACGGCUUGCGAUGCAGUUUUGAGCAUCAGUUGAACAACAACUUCAAUAUCUCUCGUAUUCGUGUGCCAACUUUGUGCAUCAGCGCUCUGGACGACCCCAUCUGCAGCGCGGACUGUAUCCCUUAUAGCCUGUUCAAGAAUUCAUCGAGUUUCUUCCUAAUGACCUGCAAGCGAGGCGGGCAUUGCGGGUUUUACCAUGGCAACGGUGGUGCCAGUUCGUGGGCGGACAAAAUGGCGUGUUCGUUUCUCGAUGCGAUGAUUCAUUUCAACGUACGAAAAGCAGUCGAGAAUUCCGGACCUUCUUUGUUUGCUCAAGUCACAAGGGACCGUAGUUACACACAGUAGGAUAAUAUAUUUAAUUGGCCUGUCAAAAUGAGAUCAAAUGAUAUGAUGCAAAGUUAUAUUUAGCCCUUCCGGCUAAAUCUGAACGCGAGUUCUAUUUAAUUCCCCGUCCGGUUGCAUAAAAAGUCAGAGCUAAAAGUUAACCGAAGUUGCGCAACCAAAUUCAGAGAUUUAAGUUAAAAAACUUACUAAAAACUACACACUUUUUCACUAAAGUUUCUUUCACACUGUUAAACGGUCCUAUAUUUUUGGUUUUCAAUUCACUUCUGACGGAUGUUUUAUAGUCUUGUUGACUUGCAACGCAUACAUGGGCAGCAAAUCAACCCAAUACAAUGACUGCCUUUCCAAUAAUAGUCCAGAUUCCAUAUACAUCAGAAGAAAAUUGCAUGACUGAAUUCGACAAAAUUGGAUCGUUUGAACAGAUCCUUGAGCAGGAAUAAAUAGUCUAUAAAACUGGCCUAGGAUUUUCAAAAAAAGAGCGUUCUUAGUGACAUAUAGAACUCUUAUCAGUGACAGUAAUAAUAAAUGAUGGCGACAUAUGUCAACCAGCAUUUAUAUCGCCGGACUGGCCAACCACAUCUGCUAAAUCAUAUUGACACGCACGAAUUCGCUGGCAAAAAUCACGUUCAAAAAUUCAAUGUUGUUUUCAGCUAUACCCGUUUUCCCUAUACACACGAAAUGGCAGGUUAACUUGCUGUAAAUUGUAACAUUCAAAGAUAAAAGAAUCAGGCGUUAGGAUUCCACAAAAAUGCCUUUUUUGAAAAAGAAUCAGCCCGGUUAGAGUCAUUCAAUCAUUUUUCGAAUAUCCAAAACGUUCUU